Molecule: messenger RNA, 973 nt
Organism: Pistacia vera
Lineage: Eukaryota; Viridiplantae; Streptophyta; Magnoliopsida; Sapindales; Anacardiaceae
Exons: 4
Coding region: 1-858 (285 amino acids)
Source: RefSeq, a predicted model, not a curated record
AUGGUAAAUGAGGUACUUUCUCGUCGUAACUCUGAUGUUCAAGAAAAGCAGGAUAGCAUGGACGCCAAGUCAGCAUUACCAAUUGAGACAACAGCUACACAAUCAACUCACCAUACCGGUGCCAUUGAUGAUUGCAAAGACAUUAAGGAUUUACAAAAUAUUUCUUCAACUGAGAAGAUUGAAGGGAUAUCAAUUCACAAGAAGUACCUUGGAUACAGAAAUUGUAAUGAGAAUAUGAUUAAUAAGCCCUCUGCACAAUUGGAUCGCUCAAAAAGUGAUGAAGAAUUAUCCAAGGCACUCCAGCAAUGGCUUCAAAGCUCAUUGAUCACAGUCUUUGUGUUUGAUCUCAUUGCUUUUGGUUUGGCUGUUGCCGCUGAGCGAAGGAGAAGCACUGCAACAAUCAGGCAGGAUAAUGAAGUGAAUUAUAACUACUGUGUCUAUGACUCAGACAUUUCAACUGGGUUAGGUGUUGGUGCAUUUUUGUUCCUCAUGGUCAGCCAAGUCCUUAUAAUGGUGGCCAGUCGAUGCUUCUGCUGCGGAAAAGCUUUAAGCCCGAGCGGUUCAAGGGCUUGGGCAAUCAUCCUUUUCAUAAUUUGCUGGGUGUUUUUCCUGAUAGCUGAGAUAUGCUUGUUGGCGGGUUCAGUGAGGAAUGCUUAUCACACCAAGUACAGAACCAUUUUCAGUGAGAACCCUCCCUCUUGCCAGACCUUGAGAAAAGGAGUUUUCGGGGCAGGUGCCGCCUUCGUUUUCUUCACUGCCAUAGUCUCCGAAUUCUACUAUGUUUGCUAUUCCAGGGCCAGGGAGAGCUUCCAGUCGUAUGGAGGCGAAACCGGUGUCGGCAUGGGAACCUACAAAUGAGCCUUUUCCAGGGCGAUUUGAUGCAUUAACUUGCACACUCUUUGAUGGCUUUUCAGUUGCAUUUUGUGUAUUAUGUGUUCAGUUUAGUCAUUGAUAGAUCAUAUUCUCCAUUGUA